Molecule: messenger RNA, 1584 nt
Organism: Strongyloides ratti
Lineage: Eukaryota; Metazoa; Nematoda; Chromadorea; Rhabditida; Strongyloididae
Exons: 3
Coding region: 1-1584 (527 amino acids)
Source: RefSeq, a predicted model, not a curated record
AUGUUUUGGAUUCUUAAAAUUUGUCGUCAACAGAAAAUACUUUUUUACAGAUCAGUCAAUUCAAGUAAAUGUUCCUUACAUAUAUUUAAAAAUAUUUCAAUACAAGUAAAUAAUACUUCAAAUAUACUUGGUGGUAUUAACUCACAAUUAUGUAUGCCUAUUCGUUCAGUAAGAACUCAAUUUGAUAAUGUAAAAAAUAAUUCUAACAAGAAUGAAGAUGGAACAAAAAAAGAUAAUUUUGAAAAUCAAAAAGAACAAAAAAAAAAAACUUUUUAUAUUUUUACUAUGAUUGAAUACACAUGUUUAUUAUUUCUUUUCAUAGUAAAUAUUUAUAUAGCUUAUCUUUUGGCAAUAAUGAGAUUGAACAAAAAGAUUAAAAAACAUCUUGAAUUUGAUAUUCAUAAAAUGGAUGAUAAUUCAAUAAUGAUUAUAACUUUAGAUGACUUUAUUGAAACUUAUUUGCCAACCGGAGAAGUUAAAAAAAUUAUACUUCCAAUUUUUAAAAAAAAAAUUCAUCGUUAUAUGGCUGUUAAAUUAAAUGAUAGUUGUGUUAUAAAUGAUAGAGUUUUAAAAAAUAAUGUAAUAUUUGUACAACUUAAUGGAAAAUAUAAUAAUUCUAAUGAAAUUGCUAAGUUAAUAAGAGGAAAAGAAAAUAAUAUGAGUAUAUCUUCAUUUAAUUGUAUUCCUGUAAUAAAUACUGGAGAUGAAUUACGUCGUCUAUUUAUUCAAAAUAUUACAAUAAUUGGUUUCUUAUAUUUUAUUGGCAUAAUUAUUACUAGCCAAAUUUCUCAGAUAAAUAAUGAUAGAAGAGAUUCAAUUAAAAAAAUUAAUUUUCAAAAUUUUAAUCAAAGAAAUGUUCAAUUUAUACAAUCAAGUGAUGUAGUUCCACAAUUAUUAAACAAAAAAAAACAACCAAUUAGAAUUACAAGUGCUCAGGCCAGUAAUAUACCUGGAUUAAGCAUGCUAAGAGGUCAAAAUCUUCCUCCUGGUACAAUAAUUCAAAAAAGAGGACAAAGCAUAAAAGUUGUCUUACCAAAAAUAGAACCAUCUGAUAUAACAGAUAGAGUACAAUUACAACAAAAAUCAUUACAAAGACUAUCUUCAAGAACAAAUAAUAAUCUUCCUUUAUCAUCACGACAAUUACGAGGACCUUUUCUUAACAGAGAAAGACAACAAUUACCACAAAAUUUUAAAAUACAAAAUACAAAUUUACAACAAAAUAAGAUACAUCUUCCUCGUCAACCUAUUAAAAAUGUUCAAUCAUCCCAACAAGUAACAAAUUUAUCAUCCCCCAAACGACAAUUUCUUCCAAUCGGACCUUCACGUAAUGAAAUUUCAUUAUCUAAUAAAAAACCAAAUCUACUUUCAACUUCUAAUACUCUUAAUAUUAAUAAUCAUUUUAUUCAUACUAAUGGUAUUCAACCUCCAGCACCAUUAACUAAAGAAAUAGAGGAAAAAAGCCAUGGUAGUCCACCAUCAGAAGUACCACCAAAUGAUUUUGUUGUUGAUGAAUUAAAUAAAUCUAAUAAUUUCUUAGAAACUGCCCGAAAACUAGCUUUAGCUCACCGACUUAGAAUAGCAUAA